AUGAAGGUAGCAGAUCACGUUUGGUAUAUCACAGGAGGUGCAUCAGGUUUAGGAGAAGCAACAGCACGUCAAAUACACAAAUUAGGUGGAUAUGUUGCAAUCUUUGAUAUUAAUGAAGAAGCUGCAGAACAAUUAGCAAAAGAUUUGGGAGGCGAACGAUCAACGUUUGCAAGAGUUGACGUUGUAAGUGAAGAAGAUGUUCAAGAAGCAAUUGCUAAAUGUGAUAAACAAUGGCCAAAAGUCAAGGUUGGAGGUGUGGUAAAUUGCGGUGGUGUCGGAAUGGCUGGUAAGACAAUUAACGGAGAUGGAGAACCGUUUGAUCUGGAUACAUUCAGAACAGUUGUCGAAAUCAAUUUGAUCGGAACAUUUAACGUUUGCAGAUUAGUUGCCGCAAGAUUGGUAAGAGAUGUUCAAAAGCCAAUCAAAAAAGCAGAUGAACAAGCAAGCGAUCUUGGAGUUUUAAUAAACACAGCCAGCGUUGCAGCAUUUGAAGGUCAAACAGGUCAAGUUUCUUAUUCUGCCGGUAAAGGUGGCGUUGUUGGAAUGACAUUACCAAUGGCAAGAGAUUUGGCUUGGUUUGGAAUUCGCACAAUGACUUUAGCCCCUGCUCUUUUUUCAACGCCAAUGGCAGAUAAAAUGUCUGAAAAAGCCAAAAAAGCUCUUGGGCGUCAAUUAGAAUUUCCAGCUCGAUUCGGUUUGCCGGAAGAGUUUGCGUUGGCGGUUGUUUCGGUGAUUGAAAAUCCGAUGUUGGUGAGUAUGCUUUUGUGUGCGGGAGUCAAUAAAGUGAUCAGCAAACUGACGAUGAAUGGCUCAACUAUCCGCUUAGACGGUGCAUCACGAAUGGGUAAAUUGUAAUCGUUCGCAGAUGGAAUCAAUCAUAUUCAGAUCGUUUGAACUCGAUCACAUCGCCAUGUACCACAAUAAACAGCAUUUUUACACAGCUCGGCGUGAGAAUGCUGUGAAGAAGGAUCACUUUGGCGCUGCUUGGGCGGGCGUAUUUGUGUAUGAAUAUUGCGUGUGCCAACAAAAGAACGCCUAUGAAAGGGAGUGCCAGAAGAAAAUAUAUAAAGAGAGAUUUUCACAAC
Meira miltonrushii is the source of this 1085-nucleotide messenger RNA. Its product is annotated as NAD(P)-binding protein. Gene Ontology annotation, molecular function: oxidoreductase activity. The record is from RefSeq and is a predicted model, not a curated record. The transcript has 3 exons. The coding region runs from base 1 to 855 and encodes 284 amino acids. Lineage: Eukaryota; Fungi; Basidiomycota; Exobasidiomycetes; Exobasidiales; Brachybasidiaceae.